AUGAAUUGGACAAGUCCAUCUAAAAAGAUAUAUGAUUCUGCUGAUUUAAAAAAUUUUGAAAAAUCAAUUGCAUUUGAAAAAUUACAGAAAACAUUACAACAUAUUAUCCUUCUUGUUGAAAAUCAUAAAAUCCCCAUUGGAAUAUUAAAUGUUGAUAUUGUCACUAGACCAGGUAGGAUAGGAUCAAUAGCAUUACCAUCAUUAAUAGAAUCUUCUUCUUCUUCUUCAUCUUCUUCCUCCAACAACAAAAAUACUUCAUCAAGUAGGAAUGUUGAAAUAUUAAUUGAAUUAUUCCAAUAUCUUAAUAAAAUCAUAGAUGAUACUCCACCUUUAGAAGGCCCAACAAGAUUUGGGAAUCUUGCUUGUAGAGAUUGGCAUGAUAAAAUUGAUGUUAUUCCUAUACUAAAAAAAUUAAGCUAUCCUGAUGAAUUAGUAAAAGAUAUUGAUGGGUUUUUAUUGGAAGCUAAUUAUUAUUUAAUAAAUUCAUUUGGUUCUAAAAUAAGAUUAGAUUAUGGUACUGGUCAUGAAUUAUCAUUUCUUGCCUUUAUUGGAUCAUUAAUUGAAUUUAAAUUAUUAAAUGAUAUUACGGGCACGGAAAUACUAGUAAUAUUUUCCCAUUAUUAUGAUCUUGUUCGAAGAUUAAUUUUAAUUUAUAAUUUAGAACCAGCUGGAUCUCAUGGUGUAUGGGGAUUAGAUGAUCAUUUCCAUUUGAUAUAUAUUCUUGGAGCUUCACAAUUUGUUAAUGAUAAAUUAGCUCCCGUGGUUCAAAGAGCACUUUCAAGUCAAGUGAUUAAUUCUUGUAAAUUAACUAAUCUUUAUAUUAAUGCCAUUGCGUUUAUUUUCCGAUUGAAAAGUGGACCAUUUAAUGAACAUUCACCAAUAAUUUUUGAUAUUCAUAAUAAAGUUUUUUCAUGGACAAAAGUAAGACAAGGGUUAAUAAAAAUGUAUAUGGUGGAAGUGUUUAAUAAAUUCCCCGUAUUACAACAUUUUUGGUGUGGUCAAGUUUUAUAUCCUUGGAAAGAUCAUCAAGGGAAUGAUUUACCUGUAAAUGAAAAAGAAGAGACAGAUAAAGAAUCAGAUAGAGUACCGGAACCUAUUUCUUCUCCAACAAAAGCACCAAGUUCAACAUCAAAAAUACCAUUUACUCCAGCUCCAUGGGCAAAUACUACUCGUGCAGUACCCCGCAAUACCAGAAGUUAG
Molecule: messenger RNA, 1200 nt
Organism: Candida dubliniensis CD36
Lineage: Eukaryota; Fungi; Ascomycota; Pichiomycetes; Serinales; Debaryomycetaceae
Gene: RRD1
Product: peptidylprolyl isomerase
Exons: 1
Coding region: 1-1200 (399 amino acids)
Biological process (GO): mitotic spindle organization
Cellular component (GO): protein phosphatase type 2A complex; cytoplasm; nucleus
Molecular function (GO): peptidyl-prolyl cis-trans isomerase activity; protein tyrosine phosphatase activator activity
Source: RefSeq, a predicted model, not a curated record